AUGCCUCCUCACGCCACCGCGAUCACGCUGGCCGCGCCACACGCUGCGGCCCUCGUGCUCCUCCCAAUAAACCCUUUUCGCUGCCCCCCUUUACCGCCUCCCGAUCUCCCUUUACCGCCUCCCGAUCUCCCUUUACCGCCUCCCGAUCUCCCCCUUUACCGCCUCCCGAUCUCCCUUCCCGUCGGCCCAUUUCCGUUCUCGCCGCCCCAUUCCCCUUUCCGCCGCCUCUUUGACCUUCCCGCCGCCGAAUUCCCCUUCCCGCCGCCCAAUUCCCCUUUUUCUCCGCCCAAAGAACCCAUUCCUGCCGCCCAUUCUCCCCUUCCCGCCUCUCAUUCAACUCCUCCUGCCUCCCUUUCCCCCAUUCCCGCAUCCCGUUCCCCCCCCCUUCCCGCCUCCCAUUCUCCCCUUCUUGCCUCCCAUUCUCCCCUUCUUGCCUCCCAUUCUCCCCUUCCUGCCUCCCUUCUUUCCCUUAUCUCCCAUCCCUCCCUUCCCUCCCUUCCCUCCCUUCUCUCCCUUCCCUCCCUUCUCCCCCGUCCCUCCCUUCUCCCCCGUCCCUCCCUUCUCUCCCUUCCCUCCCUUUUCUCCCUUCCCUCCUUUUCUCCCUUCCCUCCCUUCUCUCCUUCCCUCCCUUCCCUCCCUUCUCUCCCUUCCCUCCCUUCUCUCCCUUCCCUCCCUUCUCUCCCUUCCCUCCCUUCUCCCCCCCCCUCCCUUCUCCCCCGUCCCUCCCUUCUCUCCCUUCCCUCCCUUUUCUCCCUUCCCUCCUUUCUCUCCCUUCCCUCCCUUCUCUCCCUUCCCUCCCUUCUCUCCCUUCCCUCCCUUCUCUCCCUUCCCUCCCUUCUCCCCCGUCCCUCCCUUCUACCCGUCCCUCCCUUCUCUCCCUUCCCUCCCUUUUCUCCCUUCUCUCUUUCUCUCCCUUCCCUCCCUUCUCUCUCUUCCCUCCCUUUUCUCCCUUUCCUCCCUUCUCUCCCUUCACUCACUUCUCUCCCUUCACUCACUUCUCUCCCUUCCCUCCCUUCUCUCCCUUCCCUCCCUUCUCUCCCUUCCCUCCCUUUUCUCCCUCCUUUCUUCUCUUCCGCGCCGUGCAUUCCCAUUGUCCCCUGCCUGCCUCACAAUCUAUCCUUCCAGCCUCGCCCUUGUCCUGAAAGCGAUCUCAAAGUGCUUUUCCUCACAUGCCUUCCAAAGCCUCCUUCUCCCCCUGAGUUCCCUCCUCCCCUCGACCUGAUUCCUCUCGACUUCUUCCUGAUUCCCCUCAUUUUCGUCCUGAUUCCCCUCAUUUUCGUCCUGAUUCUCCUCAUUUUCUUCCUGAUUCCCCUCAUUUUCGUCCUGAUUCCCCUCAUUUUCGUCCUGAUUCUCCUCAUUUUCUUCCUGAUUCCCCUCAUUUUCUUCCUGAUUCCCCUCAUUUUCUUCCUGAUUCCCCUCAUUUUCUUCCUGAUUCCCCUCAUUUUCUUCCUGAUUCCCCUCAUUUUCUUCCUGAUUCCCCUCAUUUUCUUCCUGAUUCCCCUCAUUUUCUUCCUGAUUCCCCUCAUUUUCUCCCUGGUUCCCCUCAUUUUCACCCUGACUCCCCUCUUCUUCAUCCUAAUUCCCAUCAUUUUCUCCAUGAUUCCUCUCAUCACAGCUUGUGGUUGA
Messenger RNA from Closterium sp. Yama58-4, 1626 nucleotides. NCBI's taxonomy places the organism in Eukaryota, Viridiplantae, Streptophyta, Zygnematophyceae, Desmidiales, Closteriaceae. The record is from the annotation of a GenBank genome assembly.